This is a messenger RNA of Mytilinidion resinicola, 1955 nucleotides long. RefSeq names its product MFS general substrate transporter. Bases 225 to 1799 code for a protein of 524 amino acids. Gene Ontology annotation, biological process: transmembrane transport. Gene Ontology annotation, cellular component: membrane. The transcript has 2 exons. The record is from RefSeq and is a predicted model, not a curated record. Lineage: Eukaryota; Fungi; Ascomycota; Dothideomycetes; Mytilinidiales; Mytilinidiaceae. Gene Ontology annotation, molecular function: transmembrane transporter activity.
AACAGGUGCGAUCGCGUGUAGCACAACAGACUCCCCAUUAUUCGUCCCGUGUCUGCAAGGCGCAAGCAAUGGGUGCGAUCGCGUCACCUAUCUCUAAGCUGAACGAGGCAGCUCCAACUCCAUUGUCCUCCGUACAAAAGCCUUGUCGCUCUCGUACGUGAUGCAGCGUCCGUCUACCCGACAUCUCCACACACCAACACCCAGAUAGUCAGACGCCAGCCAGCAUGGCGGAUCUCAAGACCGACAGCGACGUCAAGCCGGGAGAGUACAGCCAUGCGAAUGAGUACAGCCACGCGAAUGCCGAGCUUGAAGCCGCGCCGACCGCAGUGCUCGAGGAGGGCAGCCUGGACCCCGUCUAUGAAGCAAAAGCACGCGUCUUGAACAAGGCGAUUCAGGACAUUGGAAUGGGCCGCUACCAAUGGCAAUUGUUCAUAGUCAUUGGUUUUGGCUGGGCCCAGGACAACCUCUGGCCCAUUGUUACGUCGCUUAUCUUCACUCCGGUCAAAAACGAGUUCCACCCGACCCGGGCUCCGUUUUUGACCCUCUCCCAGAACAUUGGACUUCUGGUCGGCGCCGUCUUCUGGGGUUUCGGAUGCGACAUCUUUGGUCGACGAUGGGCUUUCAACCUCACCAUUGGUAUCACGGCCCUCUUUGGCAUGAUUGCCGCCGGAUCUCCCAACUUUGCGGCAAUUGGAGUCUUUGCAGCGCUUUGGUCGGUUGGGGUGGGAGGAAAUCUGCCCGUUGAUUCUGCCAUUUUCCUUGAAUUCCUUCCCGGGAGCCAUCAAUAUCUCCUGACGAUUCUCUCCAUCGACUGGGCCUUUGCGCAAGUGGUCGCUACACUCAUUGCCUGGCCGCUCCUGGGAAAUCUGACCUGUCAGGAAACCCAGGCUGUUUGCACCAAGUCUGAGAAUAUGGGUUGGAGGUAUUUCAUGAUCUGUAUGGGUGGUAUCGCUCUCAUCAUGUUCCUCCUCCGUUUCGUCGCCUUCACCGUCUUCGAAUCCCCAAAGUUCCUCAUGGGCAAAGGAAAGGACGCAGAAGCCGUACGAGUCGUGCACGAGGUCGCUCGAAGGAACGGCAAAACGUCGUCGCUUACGUUGGAAGACCUGGAAGUCUUCAACCCAGAAGGCGGACCUCGAGGCACUGAGGCAGCCGCUGCGAUCAAACGGAACCUUGAGAAGUUCAACUUCACCCACGUCAAAGCUCUCUUUGCAACUAAGAAGCUCGCCCUGUCAACAUCACUUAUCACCACCGUCUGGGCGUUCAUUGGCCUCGGUUUCCCCCUCUACAAUGCAUUCCUGCCAUACAUCCAGGCCACUCGCGGCGCAGAACUCGGUGACGGGUCAACUUAUAUUACGUACAGGAACUCGCUCAUCAUCGCCGUACUUGGUGUUCCCGGCUGUAUCCUCGGUGGCUGGCUAGUUGAGCUGCCAAAUUUCGGAAGGAAAGGCGCUUUGGCGCUCUCCACGGUUUUGACCGGCGUCUUCUUGUUCGCUUCGACAACAGCCCUGAGUUCGAAUGCUCUGCUCGGAUGGAACUGUGCCUACAGCUUCGUCAGCAACAUCAUGUACGCGGUUCUCUACGCAUACACUCCGGAGAUCUUCCCUACCAAAGACCGAGGAACUGGCAAUGCCAUCACGGCAUCCGCGAAUCGCAUUUUCGGCAUCAUGGCGCCCAUCAUAGCAAUGUUUGCAAACCUGGAGACAUCUGCGCCUGUCUAUGUUAGCGGCGCUCUUUUCAUUGCCGCAGGGUUGAUCGUUCUGGCGAUGCCGUUCGAGUCGAGAGGAAAGGCGAGCUUGUGAGGAGGUUUGGCGAGGAACUUAUACCCCUGGAUGAUGGCGUACCAUCUGGCUGCGAUUUGAUGCUUCUCUGAUUUGGAACUAUGGCUAUGGUCUUUUUCUGCAGGGAAAGGAAGAACGGCUUCGGCAUGUCUAUCAACGUGCUUAGAUACUACCUAG